UGUCCCCCCGCCCCAGCCACUGCCUCCUCCUUCUCUCUCUCUCCUCUUCCUCUUCCUCCCGCGCUCGCCGCGCGCCUCUCGCCCCUUCAUCGUAUUUAUUCCUAUUUAUUUGGCGUCCGCUCUCUUCGUCUGCCCCUCUCCCUCCCUCCCCCUGGAUCCCCGAUCUCUCCCCGGAGUGGCGCGUCGGGGGCUCCGCCGCUGGCUAGGCGUGAUGUUGCACGUGGAGAUGUUGACGCUGCUCUUUCUGGUGCUCUGGAUGUGUGUGUUCAGCCAGGACCCGGGCUCCAAAGUCGUCGCCGACCGCUACGCCGUCUACUGGAACAGCAGCAACCCCAGAUUCCAGAGGGGUGACUACCACAUUGAUGUCUGUAUCAAUGACUACCUGGAUGUUUUCUGCCCUCACUAUGAGGACUCUGUCCCAGAAGACAAGACUGAGCGCUACGUCCUGUACAUGGUGAAUUUUGAUGGGUACAGUGCCUGCGACCACACGUCCAAAGGGUUCAAGAGAUGGGAAUGUAACCGGCCUCACUCCCCAAACGGACCGCUGAAGUUCUCGGAAAAAUUCCAGCUCUUCACUCCCUUUUCUUUAGGAUUUGAAUUCAGGCCAGGCCGAGAGUAUUUCUACAUCUCCUCUGCAAUCCCAGACAACGGAAGAAGGUCCUGUCUAAAGCUCAAAGUCUUUGUGAGACCAACAAAUGACACCGUACAUGAGUCAGCCGAGCCAUCCCGCGGUGAGAACGCGGCACAGACACCAAGGAUACCCAGCCGCCUUUUGGCAAUCCUACUGUUUCUCCUGGCGAUGCUUUUGACAUUAUAGCACAGUCUCCUCCCGUCGCCUGUCACAGAAAACGUCAGGGUCUUGGAACACCAGAGAUCCACCUAACUGCUCAUCCCAAGAAGGGACUUGUUAUUGGUUUUUGGCAGAUGUCAGAUUUUUGUUUUCUUUCCUUCAGCCUGAUUUCUAAGCAACAACUUGGGGUUGUUGUUGCGGGGGGGUAAACUAGUUGCUGCCUCCUUCACCCCACCCUACCCCUAAGCCCUUGCCCUUGACUCCUCUCAUCCCCUUCCCAAUCAAACGGAGUCCAGAUAAAAAUGCCAGAUUGUCAGAGUGACAGCAGCAGGUCUUGGCCUCCUGUGCAUUUUCUAGAGCUCACCUCCUUAGGCUCAGGGUGUCGACCAUAUGCACACAAGAAAGAAUGGCGGCAGAUGCUGCCUGCAAUGUCCAGGCCUGAGAGGGGUUGCCCUCUCCUAUACAAUACUUAUGCCUUCCCGGUCAGGACAGUAAGGUGAUUGUGUGGAGCUUGGUGUUGGCCUGUCGGGUCCAGAGGGGGCGGAGUUAAGGAUAGGCCUAAUACUAUCCCACGUCCUCUAGGAGUGUGGAAGGGAAGUGAGCAGGCUUCUCAAAGGUUCAGAUACUAGUUUUUAUUUCAUCAAAUGGGACUGUCUUAAAGCUUUUUUUUUUUUUUUUUUUUUUUUUGGCCAGCAAAACUUGGGCUGUGUUGAAGAAGCCUCUUCUCCCAGGAGGAAGGUUGGAUGUAGGGAUGCUCAUAACAGAGAAAGUGUGGAUAGUGAGAAAAUGAUCUGUUGCUGGAGGUGUGAAUGCCUCUAACUUUUUAGGACCGGGCAGUGCACACCUGAGGGUUUCUUUCUUUCUUUCUUUUUUAUUUUAAUCUUUGAAUACAGUUCACCAUGGUGCUACAACUUUUUUUUUUCUUUUUAGGACUUCAAAGAGGCAUUUUUUUAUGAAUAAAGUGACCUUCCCCAAGGCUGCCAAGCCAGGGUUGAUGAGUAGAGAGUGGAAUAGCUUUGGCUACUCCUCUGGGGACAAUAUGUACAAGGAAAGAGAGUCUGACCAGAGGAGAUGCAAUUUGGCUUUGCUGGAGCUCCAGUGUGCUGUGGCCUUUCCCCAAUUCCCACCCCGAUACCCACGUUCUGCUCCUCGCUCCGUGACCACAGGGGACUCAGACACAGACCCCUAUCACCAGGAGAGUCAGUCAGCACUACUUGGGAGGGCUAAAGGGAAAUUUGGAAUACAAAUUCCAAAGUUUGGAAUAAGAAAUUCAAGUGUUGAUGUUCUGUCCUUUCCCUUUCUGACACAGCCUAAAGCGUAGGGGGAAACACAUGUUUAUCUGUGGGAGAUAAACAAGAUGGAGUCCCAAAGACUUUGACAAAAUAUUUUUUUAAAAAUCCACUAGAAUAGAAAAUACAUUAUUUAGAUAUACUUUAUGCUGAGAGUGAGUAUAUAUGCUUGUCCUAUUUAAACUUGUGAGAAAAAGUGGUAUCCCUUGGUACAUUUAGAAACACAGGGGGUUAUCUUGUUUCAUAGUAGGGUUUGGGGCAGAAGAAUGAACAUGGGAUGACCCUGUUUAAAGAAAUUUAGCAUGGCCGAGGGGUUGGUUCCAGCUGAUUGCCAGGAAACACAAGCAGUGAGGGUCUCCUGGUGGGGUGUCGGGAGCUUUAAAUCCCAAAGCCAAGUGAGACAGGGAAUAGUGUCACACCAAUGGAAAGGUGAUCUAGCCUAUUUUUGCUAUUGCACGACAUCAAUAGAAACCAUGCCUUUGUAAACAAGCAAGUCAGUAAAUGCAAUGAUCAUGUAAUGUGGAAAAUUGAAAGCAUUCCAGUUUAAAAAAAUAUGGAAUUUUUUAUAUAUUCGUUUUUAAGAUGUAUAUGUAAAAAAAAAAAGAGUUCACAUUAUAGAUGGACUUCAUGGAUCGGAAAUUGCUUAGAAUUGCGAGUGGUUUCAAAUUAGAAAAAUAUGUGAGUGGAAGGCAGCUGUGAACGAACUGCACCCUAGAGAGUUGUACGCACGUUGGAAUGUAAGCUGGGCUUACUUACCUGGUCCCUUUGGAGUGGAGGCAACUGGAGUCAGCUCUCACCUGAACCAUGUGACCGGAGUCGCCAGCCUCAAAGAUAUAGUUAGUCCUCUCCCCUCUUCUCCCAACAUCUGAGACUUCUCUGGAGUAGCAGAGUCUCAUCACAGAAGGCACCCACCAUUUCCACUGAAAACAGAACUUCAAAGCAUUGGAUUCCUUUGCCUUUAUUUAUGCGCUCGACACUCUCAGUGAUAUCCAGAUGUAUUCUUUUUAUUAAUAGUUACAGGUUUGUGGGUUAGUGGGAUUUCAGUAAAGGGACACACACACACACAAAAAAAAAAAAUCCCUUCUAAGAUGGAUCGAUAGAACCAAGAUAAUACUGCAUGUACUACAGUCAAGGACACCAAGUGAUCCUAUGGUGAAUCCAGUUAGUCCUAACGACAUUAGUGGUUCUAAUGUCAUUGUAGAAAUGGUGAGUCCUGUGAUUCUAGCAUUUGUCUCUAACCAAUGAUGAAACAAUUCCUCAUGGCCCUCUCUGCCAUUGUCUUUCAUUUCCCACUGUGCAAUUAGACCCUUUUACUUCACUGCCAUGCCACCAAUUAUUAAGUUAAAAAAAAAAAGAAAAAGAAAAAAGAAAAAACCUAUCCACGCCAGUAGACAAUAUGCUUUUUACCUGUGACAUAAUCUUAGCUAAUACGCUUGUGCAGAGUUUUCAAGACGAUUGGUGUCAGACAGUUUUUAUCUUGUCCAAAAAAAAUGCGCUGGUGGCUUUUUGUGGUGGUGUUACAAUCCUCUGUGGGCUUAGGAUGUCCGUGCAACUUGGUAGUUGGUUUCAUUUUUAAAGCAAUGGAAAAACAGGAAGGGCAGCCCUUGAAGCCCCUCAGCCCCAGUUGGUCAAACCCCAGCGACCUUUGCCCCUGGUUGCCAAGGGCUUUGCAACAUGAAGCAGGGAAUAAAGAUCUGUCUGUUUAGUGGAUACUGUGUAUCCUUUAAUAGACCAGGUAACAGUUCGUGUUAGUUUUAGACUAUUGUUUUGUACUGUACUUUCUUGGGUGGCAGAGGAAAGAAAAGUUAAAAUGUUAAAAAAACAAAACAAAACAAAAAAACAAAAAAAAACAACUGCGUUCUUUAAUUCUGUAUUAUUAGCGACCUCUGUUGUAUAUAGUGUUUGAUAAUAAAGUAUUAAUUUGAUUCUUAUGUCUUUUGUAAGUGAAAACAGACUUUCAGGAUACAAAACAUGCAUUGAGGCUUUGAAACAUCCAACGUAUCCAUGGCUAAGAAGCCACAAGUGGCUGGAACUCCAUCCUGGACCACUCCAUCUUACAGCUCCACUGUCUUGGGACCGGAAACAACAGGAUUGCUUUGAUUGACAUUUUUGUCCUCGGUGUUUUCAAGGUCUGAUGUCGGAGCUCUGUGGUCCUUCCCCUCACCCCAAGCAUGUGGUUUGAAAAGGUUUAGAUAACUUAGAAAUGGUUCUGUACUUUGGUUUGGUUUUCUGUUUGUCAUUCUCCCCCAGGAAGUCUUGUGAGUAUCAAGUGCGGCUCAGACUCAGGAUGCAGACCAGUCCCUUUAGGAAGGCUCAGUGGGGCUGUUUCCCUCUCUGCGUCUUUGUGAAAGGCAGAGUCACAGUACCUGUGGGCUUUCAGGGACUCUGUUUUUCUCCUGUGCCUUAGCAACGGCUGCAGCCAUUUUAUUAGUUUCACAAAAUUAGAAAAACGGUUUGAAACUCCUCCUUACCGUUCAUUGUUCUCAGAGUUGUGGUCACAAGAUUUUGCUUUUGAAAAUCACCUCCACUACCAACACCCACCCGUUUGCCUCUCCCCCCCCCCCCCCCCCCCCCCCCCCCCUCUCUCUCUCUCUCUCUCUCUCUCUCUCUCUCUCUCUCUCUCUCUCUCUCUCUCUCUCUCUCUCUCUCUCUCCUCUCUCUCGUUUUCUCUCUCUCUCUCUCGCUCUCUCACCCUACCCCCACAUUCUGUUUCCCCUCAGAGCCGUGAAUGGGCAGGUCUGUCUCUGGUUUGGCAUCGCUGAGUUCUUCCCACGCAUUUGCCCCAGAGCUGCUCGGAUGCGAGACGAAAUCUCUCUACAAUGGGCUCUCUCCCAUUGUUUGUACAGUUUAAUAGAUGCUGCCAUGUUGGAGGUUACCCAUGAGUCCAAAAUCUGUUUUCCAUGCUUCUUGACACCGCAUUGAAGCCACUCACCGUGUGUGCGUCUGGGUAUGAAGUCCAGCUCCUUCCGUGCAGCCCUGUGCUUGGACUCCCUGCCUUGCUGUCCUUUGCACCUCCUCAUCGAGUGCCGUUUUGAAAUGCUGACAUUAUAUAAACGUAAAAGAAAAUGUAAAAAAAAAUUAAAACACACACACGCAAAUCCAUACGAUCUGUAUUUGUAUAUACACGUGUCCGUACAAGUAUACCUAAAUAAAAAUUAAAGAUUUUCAUCAUUUUAAUU
Mus caroli (Ryukyu mouse) is the source of this 5258-nucleotide messenger RNA. It is a transcript of the gene Efna5, whose product is annotated as ephrin A5. The record is from RefSeq and is a predicted model, not a curated record. Lineage: Eukaryota; Metazoa; Chordata; Mammalia; Rodentia; Muridae. Gene Ontology annotation, cellular component: external side of plasma membrane; plasma membrane. Gene Ontology annotation, biological process: regulation of actin cytoskeleton organization; regulation of cell-cell adhesion; axon guidance. Gene Ontology annotation, molecular function: ephrin receptor binding.